AUGACGAGGAAGACGACGCGGAGCUCGUGUGCACAGCAGAGGGGCGAGGGGGUAGCUGUGGCCGUGGUGGUUCUCGUCGGCGGUCUCGGGUGCGUACGGACGGUCACGGGAGAGAGUCAGAGAGGGGAUGGGGACGAGCAAGCGGUCGAGGGAGGCGCGGGAGAGUGCGUGGCGUCCUUAGCCAGCUCCAGGCGGUCGGCGGCAAGCAGGAAGUGGGGCGGCGUGGCCAGCGUGCAGCGAGCACGCGCCCUCGUGCCUUCUGGCACGAGGUUGAAGAUGACUGGCGCUGAGGAGGUGGACUGGGCCGGCUCGACUGGGCGAACUACAUUAGCAGAUCGGAUCGGGGCUCGCUCGCACGCGCGCGCCUCGAGCCCGACGACCCCGCCGCCUGGACCUCGCCGGCGCCUCUUCCCCACCGGCCUGCUUCCUCCUCCCCCGCCGGCCUGCUUCCUCCACCUCAACGGCCUGCCUCCUCGUCGCCCGGUCGUCGCCGUCAACCGCCUCGCGCCCCGCUGCCAAUCACCCUACGGCCCCAGUGAGCCCCAACUCGCUCCCUCCCUCUCCCUCGUGCGCUCGCGCUCGUUGCCGCGGUCCCCGCCGAUCUCGCCCGCGGUUGACGCGCUCCGGCCGCGUCCGAUGCGCGCUCACCGCGCCGUGCCCGCGCCCGCACCACGCCCGUCCGCCACCGUCGCCGUCCUCGCCAUGCCCAUCGCUGCGUGUCUGCGGCCACCCGACUGGAUCAAGCUCGCCGUGCCCCCCCGCUCCACACCACCUCCCUACACCCAAGGCCACCGUGCCACCGCCCUGGCGCGCACCGGCGCCUAG
This is a messenger RNA of Aegilops tauschii subsp. strangulata, 825 nucleotides long. The record is from RefSeq and is a predicted model, not a curated record. Lineage: Eukaryota; Viridiplantae; Streptophyta; Magnoliopsida; Poales; Poaceae.